This is a messenger RNA of Recurvomyces mirabilis, 414 nucleotides long. RefSeq lists its product as uncharacterized. The transcript is spliced from 3 exons. The record is from RefSeq and is a predicted model, not a curated record. Lineage: Eukaryota; Fungi; Ascomycota; Dothideomycetes; Mycosphaerellales; Teratosphaeriaceae. Bases 1 to 414 code for a protein of 137 amino acids.
AUGGCAUACUGGAUGAUCCAGGCUUACAACAUACCGAAAGAGUCGCGAGGGCCUGGCGGCAUACCUGCGUGUGCAACAGUGACAGAUGCAGAAGAAGCCAUGAUCAAGGACACCAUGCUCCAGAAAUUGAAGAACGAAGCUAUCGCCGCUGGUUGGAACCCCGGAACAGUGGUAAAAAAUUCCGUCAUAUUAACGAUGGAGUAUGAGGUCCAGAAAAUAACCGGUUGGUAUGUCGUCAAAGCUGUCAAGGACUUCUUGCAGCUGGAUCCUGCUGUCCAAGCUGACACAAAUUAUCAAGGGCUCGUAGUGGACUAUGCGCAUGGCAAUAUACAGAAGCUUCGCAACAAGUGGCAACCGAUCGAGAAGGCAAUGCUUAGACAAGAUGAGUUGGGAGACUGGCAUAUUCGUGUUUAG